AUGCAGGAGUACGUGCUCGCGGGGAUCGACUCGAUGGAGAAGAUGAACGAGUGGUUCGACAGGUUCGACGAGCAGGUCGCGUACCCGAACGAGGGAAACAUCAAGUACGACGUUGGCUCGGACGGCGUGGUGGUGGUGAUUGUGAAGACGCAGGAGGUGCGCAGGCAGACCGACGCCCUACGAGAACACGCGACAAAAGUCCAGCACAGCACAGAAAAACCUGCCUCGCCAGGACCGGCCGCGGUUCUUCCUCCUGGUGCUGCUGUACCUGAUCCAGGGUGUGCCCAUAGGGCUGGCGUUUGGGUCGGUGCCGUUUCUGCUGAAAUCGGCGCAAUUGAGCUACACGCAGGUUGGCUUCUUCUCGCUGGCGUCGUACCCGUACUCGCUGAAACUGCUGUGGUCGCCCAUUGUCGACUCGUGCUACCUGAAAAGACUCGGCCGCAGACGCUCGUGGAUCGUCCCCGUCCAGACGAUCUCCGGACUCACGCUGCUGUUCCUGGGAACAGUGAUCGACUCCCUCAUGCGCAACAUGCAGAAAAACCUCUACACCCUCACAUACACCUUUUUCUUCCUCAUCCUGCUCUGCGCGACGCAGGACAUCGCCGUGGACGGCUGGGCCCUCACGAUUUUGUCCAAGGACGCGCUGAGCUACGCGUCCACGGCGCAGACGAUCGGCCUCAACACGGGCUAUUUCCUCAGUUUCACCGUUUUCCUCGCAUUCAACUCUGCAGACUUUGCUAA
This is a messenger RNA of Ogataea angusta, 741 nucleotides long. RefSeq lists its product as uncharacterized. The transcript is spliced from 2 exons. Lineage: Eukaryota; Fungi; Ascomycota; Pichiomycetes; Pichiales; Pichiaceae. Bases 1 to 741 code for a protein of 246 amino acids. The record is from RefSeq and is a predicted model, not a curated record.